Molecule: messenger RNA, 3412 nt
Organism: Lytechinus variegatus (green sea urchin)
Lineage: Eukaryota; Metazoa; Echinodermata; Echinoidea; Temnopleuroida; Toxopneustidae
Gene: glyr1
Product: putative oxidoreductase GLYR1
Exons: 16
Coding region: 42-1859 (605 amino acids)
Molecular function (GO): NADP binding; oxidoreductase activity, acting on the CH-OH group of donors, NAD or NADP as acceptor; NAD binding
Source: RefSeq, a predicted model, not a curated record
CCCACGCGAAAUGCACGCGAAAUUUGGAAAAAUUAUCAAAAAUGGCGGAACCACAGGCAGAAGUUGACCCUAAAACCACCGAAGAAAUGGAAGUUCCGAGCUCAGAUCCACCUGAAAAUGACAAUGAUCAAGAUGCUGAGACUCCUAAGAAGGAAAAGGACGCUAAGAGCUUUGAUCUAGGGGACCUGGUUUGGGCCAAGAUGAGCAGCUUCCCUGCCUGGCCAGGAAGAAUUGUAAAGCCAUGGAAGAAUGUUAAGAAGCCAGCGGGCAAGAAAGCUGUUCGCUUUGUCUUCUUCUUUGGGACUGAAGACCACGCUUGGGUGAAGGAGGAAAGUCUGAAGCAUUACGAAGAGAACAAAGCCACUCUCUCUAAGGCAGGAAAGGGAGCCAAGUUCACCAAGGCCAUAGAUGCCAUUGAAGAGGCUAUCGUCAAGAACCAGGCUAGCAAGUCUGACAUGGAAUCAAAUGAGCAAUCAGUAGGAACACCAGCUGAGGGCCAGACCACUUCCCCCUACCACCCUCCAUCGGAUGAUGAUGAUGACGAUGAUGAUAUUUUCUUGAAGUCUAUCAGCAAACCAACUAAAGAUUAUUCCAGAGAACCUAUGGCAGGGAAGAAGAAGUUAAACUCCUCACAGUCAGCAUCAUCUCCCGGUAGCUCACCGAGGAAAGGGUCAAAUUCCAGCUCCCCCUUCACCAAGAUCAAUACACCUCUUGCAUCCCCCAAGAAGCGGGGAAGGCCCUUUAAAACCUUGGAAGAUGGAGAGGUCGCCAAGAAACCAACACCAAAAAAGAGGCCGAGUACGGGUGCAAGUACAGCAGCUCCUGGUAAGAAGGCCCGUUCAGAUAUGUCGUUCCUAUCCCUCAAUUUGUACAACAGUUUUCAAGCUCAUCUUGCUCAGAAAGGAGAGACAGCAAAGAAAGACAUAAAACCUACAGAGAAAAAGAUCGGUUUCAUUGGUCUUGGUCUAAUGGGUACUGGUAUGGCAAUGAAUCUAAUCAAAGCAGGUCACGACGUCACUGUCUGGAACAGGACAUCAGAAAAGGAUUCAAAUGGUCUUUAUCCAGAGACAGAUGAUGAAUUAUUCUCAGAAGAUUUUACAGAGUGUGAAGAGUUUGUGAAAGCUGGUGCAAGUCAAGCUGAAACAGUGUCGGACCUGGUUUCAUCAUGUGACAUCACAUUCUCUAUGGUAUCAGAUUCAGAAGCAGUCAGAGCGAUUGUAUUUGGUGAGAAUGGUGUAUUAGAUGGUAUCAGUGAUGGUAAAGCAUUUGUGGACAUGUCAACAGUAGAUAUUGGUACAGUGACAGGAGUUGCAGAAGCUGUUCAAGCACGGGAUGGUCGGUUCUUAGAGGCACCGGUCUGUGGUAGCGUCCAACCAGCCAUGGAAGGCUCCCUCAUCAUCAUUGCAGCUGGAGAUAAAGAACUCUUUGACGAGUGUGAAUCAUGUUUUCAAUCUAUGGGAAAGAAAGCAUUCUAUCUUACUGACACAGGUAAUGCAGCUCGGAUGAAACUGGUCAUCAACAUGAUCAUAGGCAGCGUCAUGUGCAGCUUUGCAGAAGGCAUGGCCCUAGCUGAUAAGUCAGGCCUCAGUCAAAGCGUUCUUCUCGACAUUCUCAAUCUUGGAUCAAUCGCCAACCCUCUUAUUAGUGGAAAAGGAAAAGCAAUCCUCGCCAACAAGUACCCACCGGCUUUCCCUCUGAAAUACCAACAGAAAGAUCUGAAGCUUGCACUAGCUAUGUCAGAGCAGGUUGACCAACCGUUACCAGUCUCAUCAGCAGUCAAUGAGCAAUACAAGAGAGCAAAGAAUAUGGGUCUUGGAGACAAGGACACAUCGGCCAUCUACAAAUCAUUAACCCACUAAGAGACUGGAUGCACAAGACUAGCUCUGUGCUUUCUCAUAUUCCAAGAUCCUUGGCACAUGUUCCACCCAUCGCCCUCGCCUCCAUCUGUAAGAUCAGAGUCUAUGGGGAAAAGCAGUGCUGAGCCGUCAAAGGUUGAAGAUAACUCGUUCGUGGAUCGAUUGCAAGAAGAGCUGCUAUUGCCCAAUGGGAGUGGGGCAAGAAUGUGUCACUGGGAUUAUCCUUUCCAAUCGGAGCUUUAAUUGCGAGGGUUAUUUUUUUUAAUGAACAAUAUGAGGUAUCAGGUCCCAAAUCAUGAAGUGUUGUGUCAGUGAUUUUUACUGAUAAAUUUGCUUUAAGCCAAUAACAUUCAUAGAUUUCAGCAGCUUAAAAUGAUUGUCAAUCUUUUUUAAUGAAAUGUUUUUAAAAUUAUUUAUCAUGACCCUUUGAUAAACCUUGAGAUUUUAAUAGUCCUAUUUGCUUGAAUACAAUCAUCCAUUUUUAUUGGAUACGGAAAAUUAAUACAUUUGAACAUUUGAAUUGUUUUUUUAUAUUCAAAUGUGAUGAUCCAGUAUAUUUGUCUAGUAUUUAUUUUCCUGAGUAAAAUCAAUGUCAGUAAUUACUGCUUUGAUCAUACAGAUAAUAACUCUUGAAUGGCAGGCACGCUCCUUACCAGUGAUGAAGGGGGGGGGGGGGCGGGGCAGGGUUGCGGCCCUUUGUAUGUGUACAGCAUUCUCUGUAUAGUUCAAUGUUUUUUAAUAGAAGCACUUUUUCAAGAAGAAAAAGGGCAGUUGUUUCAUUUGUAUGUACAAAAAACAAAAUCUCCAUCCCUUCUCCUAGGCGCCUUUUGUACAAAUGCAAUUCAAAUGGAGAAUUUAAUAUUUGUGUGAAUAUAUGAAUGCUUGUAACGAUUAGCGCCCAUGAAUUGAUUCCAUGGGAUAGUAUUAUGUGUGGUUAUGUUGACAAAUUCCAGAACUUUGUGUUGCCAAUUUCUUCAUAAAUUUGUCCAAGUUCCUAUUGCUGAAAUGAAUUUAGGUAAUUGCCAUCAAUUUUCCACAAUAGUGUUCUCUGAUUUUAAUUGGGCAAUGCCAUCGAAUUUCAAGAAAAAGAAAAAGAAGAAACUUCUGUGCAUCUGGGCAAGUUGUCCGACCAGGGGAGCAUUUCAUGGACAUUUGGUGUCUGACAACUAGUCGGAUCUGACAACUUUCCUUGAAUUUGAUUGGCUGAGAAGCACUAUUUCUAUGGUAACUGUAAGUUGAAACGUCUUGUUGGAUGAAAUGUCCGAGUCCUUUCAUGAUACGCUCCCCUGACAUCUUUCUUUGAUUUUGCUUGGCUUCUGAGAAGUACUGUUACUAUGGUAACUGUCAGAUAAAAUGGAACAUGUUGGAUAUGACGCCCGACAAGUCCUUUCGUGAAACACUCCCAUGGCCCCGUUUGGACCUCACUAAUGUGCUUGGGCCAUCAUUAUCUAAAAUCUUCACAUAUGAACUCAACUGAAUGAAGCAGUCUCUGUCAGUACAAGCAAGAUGCCCUGUCGUACCAAAAAAUAAGAUAAAAUUGUUAAAGGACAAGUCCA